AUGAAGGCGGGUGUGGGUGUGCGCGAGCAGACCCAAGAAGAGCCGAAUAGUGAAGGGAUGCAUCAGCAAAAAUCACACAAAGAAUUCAUCCAAGGCAUCGCGUUCAGCCUGCCCAUUUAUGAACACAAGUUAACCUCUCUCGCUCUCGCUCUUUCUCUUGCCUGGCGGUAUUUCAGCAUACGCCACACCAAAACACACCACAUUAUACCACACCACACCACACCACACCAUGCUACAUCGCACACCCACACUUGGGGUGACCCGGCUAACUUGUUCGAGAGUGGAGACAGAAGGCCGUCUGCCUUGACGGUGAGCUCACUGGCACGACUAGCCGGCCGCCAACCGGUUAAUACGUCAAGACUGACGAAUUGUGGCAUGACCAGUUAUCUCAUGUAG
Messenger RNA from Protopolystoma xenopodis, 396 nucleotides. The record is from the annotation of a GenBank genome assembly. Lineage: Eukaryota; Metazoa; Platyhelminthes; Monogenea; Polystomatidea; Polystomatidae.